UACACAUUAGUUUCAGGUGUCACUAUUUAGGGAUAUUUUAAUGGGCAGAUCCUUGUAAAUCUCAUGAUAGUUUCAACUGAUAUGUUCUCUGAACAUUGCUUGCUAAUCUGUGAAAGUUUAGAGGAUGAUGUAGCAACCACACGUCUUGAAAGAGUGAUUUUGAAGCGUCCAAGUAACGAUUUCAUUACCCAAGUGUUACUUCAGUUCCUGUGUUUCUGUUCAUAAUCAUAAUCAUGAUUUUCAGCAUGAGAGCAUACCUGUGUUGGCCAAUCCUUUUAUUACUUGUUUAUAUGAUUUACUAACUUUGCCAUUGAUUCAUUUGUCCUUUAUUUAAAUGCUUAGAGUUCUGUGUUCAUUUUGACAUUAACUCUGUGUAUGUCUUAUAAAAUGUAAAUCUUUUCCCCAAGUACUUUUGUCUAUUGAUGUUAUGAUAUCCUUUUUAAAUCCUUCAGAUGUUUUGAAAUGGUAAAAUACAUCAAUUUGGGAUUUCAUUUAUUAGUUAAAAGGAUUCUUGAAUGUAGCCAGUCAUUUCUUUUAUUAACUGGGGAGUAAAUAUAAAUCUUGCUUUAGUUUUAUAUUAAACCUAGUCCAUUAAAACAUGUUAUAUGUAGAAUCUGCUACAGGUACAAUUGUACUAACUUCCAGAUGGAAAGCUGGUUGCAGCAAACUAUUUUUUUAAUAUGUUUUUUCCCACAUAUGUCUUUAAUUUCUUGUCUCUCUAUUGGUCUGCAGAUUGCUGAGCUUACUAAGCAUGUUUUUUAAUCAGCCUUGAAUUCUUGGAAUUUCUGAGGGUACUGGAAGAUAAUAAAUUGUAAAGCAUAUUUGUUGAAUUAACAAACAGAUUCUAUUAAGGCUUCAGGAAGUCACUAAUAAUAAUUACAUUUGUAACUAAUCUUGUCCUGAACUCUGAAAUAAGGACAUGCAAAAGGACAUAUGGAACAUAGGAUCAAUGUGACUGAGUUUGUCCUCUUGGGGCUCACUCAGAGCCUCCAAGGUCAGAAAAUAUUAUUUGUUGUGUUCUUUCUCAUCUACAUUGUGACAAUGCUGGGGAACCUCCUCAUUGUGGUGACCGUGGUGGUCAGCCCAACCCUGGAUUCCCCUAUGUAUUUCUUUCUUGGUUACUUAUCUUUUAUGGAUGCUGUGUAUUCAACUACAGUCACUCCAAAUAUGAUUAUAGACUUACUCUGUGAGAAGAAAACCAUUUCCUUCCAAGCUUGCAUGUCCCAGCUCUUUCUAGGGCACUUGUUUGGUGGUGCAGAGAUUUUACUCCUGGUGGCCAUGGCCUAUGACCGCUAUGUGGCCAUCUGCAAACCCUUGCAUUAUUUGACCAUCAUGAAUCAACGGGUGUGUGUUUUGUUGCUGCUGCUGGCCUGGGUUGGAGGUUUUUUGCAUGCUGUUGUUCACCUUGUCUUUGUUUACGACCUUCCCUUCUGUGGUCCCAAUGUCAUUGACCACUUCAUCUGCGACAUGUACCCAUUAUUAAAACUUGCCUGCACUGACACUUACGUUAUUGGCCUCACUGUGGUUGCCAAUGAUGGGGCAAUCUGUGUGGUCAUCUUUACGGUCUUGCUCAUCUCCUAUGGGGUCAUUCUGCACUCUCUGAAGAACCUUAGUCAGGAAGGGAGGCGCAAAGCCUUAUCCACCUGUGGCUCCCACAUUACAGUGGUGGUCCUCUUCUUUGUCCCCUGCAUCUUCAUGUAUGUGAGACCUCCUUCUACCUUACCCAUUGAUAAAUCCUUGACUGUAUUUUACACAGUUAUCCCACCUAUGUUGAACCCCCUAAUCUAUACUCUGAGAAAUGGAGAGAUGAAAAAUGCCAUGGAAAAGCUCUGGACCAGAAGAAGAAAAUGAGGCAGAAGAGAAAUGUAUCACCUCUUUUCAGUGAAUAGUUGCUCCAUCCAGUAAAGAAUUAUUUAUUGAUAGUAAGUUUCUCCUGAGGUUUAAA
Molecule: messenger RNA, 1945 nt
Organism: Felis catus (domestic cat)
Lineage: Eukaryota; Metazoa; Chordata; Mammalia; Carnivora; Felidae
Product: olfactory receptor 4A15-like
Exons: 1
Coding region: 934-1851 (305 amino acids)
Biological process (GO): G protein-coupled receptor signaling pathway
Cellular component (GO): membrane
Molecular function (GO): olfactory receptor activity; G protein-coupled receptor activity
Source: RefSeq, a predicted model, not a curated record